AUGGGAUCGCGAAAGCGCACCCGCUCCGAUGCGGUCGCUGCCACCGAGCAGCAGGCCCCAGAAGAACCCAGCCUGCUCCAGCGCAUCAGGAGCAGCUGGGAAUUUGCUAGUCUUAUGCAAUACAUUGCCAUCUUUGGGCAAGCCAUGAAGAUCGACGAAGAGUUCGAAAUCGAGGACCUGGAGGACGAAUGCAUGAAGCCGGAACCUUCGCACAAGUUGUUGGAGAUCGGUCUGUGUCUUCUGAAAUGGAUUUCCUCACAUCGCGGUCUGACGUUCGAGAACUUCGAUGAGUACACCAAGCGCCAGUACAAUGCGAAAGCCCCUCAUAUUACCAACCCUUUCGGGUAUGAUGAAGAGCCGCUGAGGUUCUUGGACUUUGAUGUUUUUCAGAAACUGCGUGUCCUACACCAGUUGUCCGUAUGGACGUUCUGGAACCCCGACCGCAUUCGCGACAAGAUGCCUGAGAAGAAGGAGUCCGAGCAACUGCAGUGGCGUGUUGAAGAGUUCGGAUUUGACCGCGAGGGCCGUGUCUACUACGUCCUAGACGACAACCGUCUCUAUCGCCGCACCGAUCCUCCUAUACCCGCCCCCUCUCGCCCUAAGAAGAAGCCGAAGAGCAGAUCUUCCCGGGGAUCCCGUACAUCGAAGCGAGCGUCCAAUGUCGCCGCGCAAGAGGCCGAUGAAGACGAGAACAUGGGCGAGGACAGAGCUGCCGGGUUUGAGCCCAAUUGGGAGUGCGUGUGCGUCACCCUUGCCGAAUAUCAAGAGUUUCUGGACUCCAUUCGCAAGAGCAAGGAUGCAGACGAGCGAAUUUUACGCCAGCAAAUUGAGGACCAUGUAUUGCCUUUACUGGAAAAGGCCGAAGAAGCACAACAGCGCAAGCGGCAGAAGCGUGAGAAGGAGCUUCUCAACAUGCAACUAAUUGCCGGUGCUAAGCGGUCGAGCCGACUUGCUGCUAAGGAAGAAAGAGAGCGAGCUGACAAAGAGGCUGCUGAUGCGGCUCGUAAGAAACAAGCUGACCUGUCUGAGGCUCGCAAGGAGCAGGCGAGACAACAGCAGCUUGAGGAUGAUCGACAGUCCCGUAUGAUGACUCGUGAACAACGCAUCAAGGAUCGUGAGCAGAAGCGCAUCCUGCACGAAGCCGAGCUCGAGCGACUUGCUGCUGAACAGGAACGGAUUGAACGGGGCGAGAGCAGAGUCUCUGCUCGGAACCUGAAGGCGGAGCUGGAGAAAUCGCAGAAGAACUUGGCAGAGCUCUCUCAGGAUGACGAGUGGAUCUUUGAUUGCUCCGGCUGUGGAGUGUAUGGCCAGAAUUUGGAUGAUGGAAGCCACAGUGUCGCUUGCGAAAAGUGCAAUGUAUGGCAGCACAGCCAUUGUCUCGGCAUCUCCAAGGAGGAUGCGGAGAAGGACGAUUUCCAUCUUGUCUGCAAGGACUGCAAGAGAAAGGAGGAAGAGGCCAACAGACCCAAGCUACCGCCACUGAAGUUCCGUCUCAGCGCCUCGGCUUCGCCUUCAUCUGUUCCUUCUUCUGGGAAGAAGCGCAAGGUUGAAGACGAUGAGGUUGCUCCGCCAUCUCCCGUGAAACAAACCCAUUCGGCUCUUUCUGGUGCCCAGAAUGGACACCACACACAACAUGCGCCACCUUCUCGGCCAGCUCUUUCAUCUUUCCCCGUCCAGGGCAACUUCUAUGUUCCUCCUUCCCCUGAGCGUCGUCCCCAUCCCGCCGCCCAGCCUCAUCUUCCAUCUUCAAGCCCUCCACGGGCUCCCUUCUCUCCGUUAAGAGGCAUGGGUGCUCCUCUUCCAGUGCAAUCUAUGGGCCAACCUGAGCUCUCUCGAAUGCACCACAUGCAGUCUAUGCAACCUGGCCCUCAUCUUCCUCCGAUUGGAUCUUUUGCACGCCCAUCAUCAUCACACUCUGGCUACGGUCCACCUCCGGCUCAAACCUCCAUGUCGCCCACCCAUGGCUACCGCAACGUCGGCCCUAUUGCAGGAUUUCCACAUGCAGCCGCUGCCAACGAAUCAGGUUCAGUGCCCGGUACCUCUUCGUUUGACAGCUACGCAACUCCUCGCCCUCACUCUGGCUAUGGAGGUACCCCCACAAUGUCUAACAAAUAUCCGUCCUUUUCUGCCUCCGCAACCCCAAAUGGCAAUCACUCUUCACCACCACACAGUUCCCACGGCAUGGGAAUAUUGGAGCCGAGCCCUAAGCUCAUGGGCCGCAGCUCACCCGAUGCACCGAUUCCACCCCCGGUGAAAUGCAUGACUCCUGAACAAGAAGAGCGCCGGCAACGAGAGAAUGCAUCGAUUUUCCAACAGGGCCACCCCUACUCUGGCAACGGCCAGCCAACACUCAUGUCGUCACCAUCAAUGAACCGCAUCCCAUCUCUCGGCCCGGCCGCAACCUCGCAAUACCCAGAGCCCGUCCCAUCCCCACAGCACGGUAACAAUGCUCCCCGCCAGUGA
Messenger RNA from Penicillium cinerascens, 2463 nucleotides. RefSeq names its product putative PHD finger domain protein. The coding region runs from base 1 to 2463 and encodes 820 amino acids. Lineage: Eukaryota; Fungi; Ascomycota; Eurotiomycetes; Eurotiales; Aspergillaceae. Gene Ontology annotation, cellular component: RSF complex. The record is from RefSeq and is a predicted model, not a curated record. Gene Ontology annotation, biological process: regulation of DNA-templated transcription. The transcript is spliced from 6 exons.